AUGGCGAUUGAAGAAAAGUCAACAUCCGCCGAACCGGGACCAUACGACGCCCUGAGUAGGUUCUCAUCGCUUACUGGCGAGGACGCCCGAAAAUGGUGGGAACACACAGGCCCCGUACUGGAGAAGGUGAUGAGAGACUCAGGAUAUGAGCCCCGGAGCCAGUACAUAUAUCUGUACUUUGUACAACAACAUCUCAUUCCAUACCUGGGAAAAUUCCCCACCAGGGGUCAAGACGAUCAUCGUUGGCAGAGCAAUCUGACCCCGUACAAGGUCCCCUACGAGCUGAGCUGGAAUGUUUCACACAAAGUGGUCAGAAUAUCGUGGGAUCCGGUCUGUGAUGCGUCGGGGACCGAGAAUGACGCUUUUAAUAAGAAGGCGAUCCACGACUGUACUCGUCAACUCGCUGCGCUGGAUAGCACCAUUAUUCCCGACAGGUACAGACUUCUUCACAAGGACCUGGUCAUCACAGACGAAGAAGAACAGGAACUUGUUCGCCGCGAUGACCUACCAAAAUCCGGCAGAGGACAACAUAACUUGGCCGUGGAUUUCCAGGACGGAGGCAUAACCCUGAAAGUUUACUUCUAUCCGUACAUGAAAUUCCUCGCAACUGGAAUCCCGAUCGAGGAGCUCUUUUUCAGUGCAAUCGAGAAACUAGGCAUCGCGGAUAUCGACGAAGCUGUUGGGAUGCUGAGAUGCUUCCUUAGCCCGAAGUUUGACGACGGCAAACCUUCGGUUGAUGAAAAAGUGUUUCCUAGUCUGCUCGCCUGCGACCUCUGCGACCCCAGCAAGAGUCGCAUCAAGUACUAUGUGAUCGAUAAAUGGGUGAAAUGGGAGCGAAUCGCGAGCCUCUGGACGAUCGGGGGCCGACGCCUCGAAGACCCCUACUGUGCUAAGGGCCUGGCCCUGCUCAAGGAACUCUGGGAUCUUCUGGCAAUCCCGGAAGGCGACCGUGGAGAUAUUUGGCCUAACCUAGUCCUUGGGCAGCCCCCGACGCAUCUGAUGACUACGAUUGCGAACUAUACGCUAUCGCCGGCGAGCCGUUUCCCAGAGCCGCAGGUGUACCUGACCACGUUUGGGCUGAACGAUAUGGCAAUCAUGGAUGCUUUGACGGCUUUCUAUGAGCGUGUUGGCUUUACCGACAUGGCCAAGUCGUAUAAAAAGAACGUCCAGUCGUACUAUCCCAAUCUGGAUCUCAAUCAGACAAACUGGGUCCACGAAGCCGUUUCCUUUUCGUAUCGGAAUUCAAAGCCGUACCUCAGCGUGUACUAUUCUCCUUUCUGA
Molecule: messenger RNA, 1281 nt
Organism: Aspergillus puulaauensis
Lineage: Eukaryota; Fungi; Ascomycota; Eurotiomycetes; Eurotiales; Aspergillaceae
Gene: ftmPT2
Product: 12-alpha,13-alpha-dihydroxyfumitremorgin C prenyltransferase ftmH
Exons: 2
Coding region: 1-1281 (426 amino acids)
Biological process (GO): alkaloid metabolic process
Molecular function (GO): transferase activity, transferring alkyl or aryl (other than methyl) groups
Source: RefSeq, a predicted model, not a curated record